CAGCGUUAAACGCGGAUUUGCUAUGAGAGUGUCAAUACUGUUCGUCUGUUUUGGAUUCAUCGCUUUGGCUACUGCCAAUUUCGUUACACAAGUCGGUCCACCUGGCCCGCCAGGACCGCCGGGCUUACCUGGUCCACCAGGACCAAAAGGUGAAAAGGGCGAACGUGGCUCGGAAGGACGUGCUGGUUUGGUCGGACCGCAAGGCGCGUCUGGACGACGUGGUCACACUGGCAGCCCAGGUGUGGUAGGACCACCAGGAGCACCAGGUUUACGUGGCCCACGCGGUUAUGACGGUGAACGUGGUCCUGACGGCCCAACCGGACCAACGGGACCAACAGGUCCAACUGGAACAUAAAUAAAUCAAUUAUUUUUGGUAUUUUAUUGGACUUAGAACUAAAACGUUACUUAUGAAAUAAAAUUUGUGAAAAUAAAUGUAAAGCAUAUCAG
Molecule: messenger RNA, 447 nt
Organism: Bactrocera oleae (olive fruit fly)
Lineage: Eukaryota; Metazoa; Arthropoda; Insecta; Diptera; Tephritidae
Product: collagen alpha-1(I) chain
Biological process (GO): extracellular matrix organization
Molecular function (GO): extracellular matrix structural constituent conferring tensile strength
Source: RefSeq, a predicted model, not a curated record